AUGGUAAGGCCAGAAAAGGAGGACAAGGAGACAUUUGAGCUUGGGGACUCUGUGUGCAUAACAGCCAUGACUUCUUCUGUGCAUGAUCUUUCUGAUAAUAGUGAAGCUGAUGAGCGGCAAAAACAAUCAGAAACACAGAUUCAGUCUUCUACUCCUGCAACUGCACCGGCACACCCGGGCAUCUUAACUCCAAAUGUUCAGUACACAACUCCACAGCCACAGCUUGGAGCAGGACAUACUAUGGCAUCAGCAGCUUACCCAUAUCCAGAUCCUUAUUAUAGAAGCAUUUUUGCUCCAUAUGACGCUCAGCCUUAUCCUCCACAGCCCUAUGGUGGACAACCAAUGGUAAUUUAUCUUUUGAUGCUGUAUGCUGGGUUCUUUAAGAAACUUGUAGUUUUGAUUUUGGUCUUGUGGAUUUUGUUGUUUGGGGACUUGGGUUUGGGGAGUCACUUUCUUUUCGACCAUAUUUCAGCAGUGUUGAAGGGGUUUGAGAAAUUUGGAGUGAGGGUUUUGCCAGGGCAGACCCACCAUGUGUUGUGGGCAAUUUUGGUUAUAGAUUGUGUUUACGAGUGCAAUGAUGGUGAGUUUUGGGAAGAGAGUUAUUUUGGAGAUAAAUGGAGAGAUGGUCAAUAUAGAGAGAAGAGGAAGAAAGGAGAUGGUUCACUUGGGUUCGAUAAUUCUCACAAGCAUACAUCUAAUCAGGUCCAUCUUCAGUUGAUGGGAAUUCAGCAAGCUGGAGUUCCCUUGCCAUCUGAUGCUGUUGAGGAACCUGUAUUCGUUAAUGCUAAACAGUAUCAUGGUAUCUUGAGACGGCGACAAUCUCGUGCAAAAGCUGAAUCAGAAAACAAAGCAAUUAAGUCUCGGAAGCCAUACUUGCAUGAAUCUCGACAUCAGCAUGCACUGAGAAGAGCUAGAGGAUGUGGGGGUCGGUUUCUCAAUUCGAAGAAAAAAGAGAAUCAACAACAGAAUGAAGUGGCCACAGGGAUGAGACUGAGGCUUAGGACUUAUCUGCACGAAAUUGAAAUCAUGUUAAUUGGCUGGGUAGGGGCUUUGGGGUGGGAGUUGCACGAGCCUCCAACUGGGCACCUCCAUGGUGCAACAGAGGUUAUCACAUCUGUUGUUGAAUGA
Molecule: messenger RNA, 1128 nt
Organism: Dovyalis caffra
Lineage: Eukaryota; Viridiplantae; Streptophyta; Magnoliopsida; Malpighiales; Salicaceae
Source: the annotation of a GenBank genome assembly